Molecule: messenger RNA, 1949 nt
Organism: Tripterygium wilfordii
Lineage: Eukaryota; Viridiplantae; Streptophyta; Magnoliopsida; Celastrales; Celastraceae
Product: dihydrofolate synthetase
Exons: 10
Coding region: 124-1806 (560 amino acids)
Biological process (GO): tetrahydrofolylpolyglutamate biosynthetic process
Cellular component (GO): cytosol; mitochondrion; cytoplasm
Molecular function (GO): tetrahydrofolylpolyglutamate synthase activity; ATP binding
Source: RefSeq, a predicted model, not a curated record
UAAAACCAUUUGUAAUUUAAUUAUUUACACUUAUCAUUCGGAAAAGUCCGCUGCGCCAAUUAGCGAAAUAUUGUCUGAAAGGAUGUUUCAUGGACGCCGCGAAAGCUUUCCCGAUAAAAUCCGAUGAAUUCUGUUAGAUUCUUCGGUCAAGGCCUCGCCUUCAGGCAUAAGAAAGGCAGAGUUUCUUCUCUAACUAGCGCAGCUGCUCUUGGGUUAAGUUUCAGUAGAUUAAAAGGAUCCCAAAGUUUCUUCACUACUUUCAUGGAGGAUCCGGAGCUUGAGGAAUUCAUUCAUUAUAUGGAUUCUCUCAAGAACUACGAGAAAUCCGGCAUCCCCAAAGGCGCGGGCACAGACUCAGAUGAAGGGUUUGAUUUGGGUCGGAUGCGGCGCCUCAUGGACCGCCUUGGAAAUCCUCAGUCAAGGUUCAAGGCUGUUCAUAUUGCUGGGUCCAAAGGGAAAGGGUCAACUGCUGCUUUUCUCUCGAAUAUGCUGAGGGCAGAAGGGUAUUCUGUUGGUUGCUAUAGUAGCCCUCAUAUUCUUAGUAUCAGGGAGCGCGUGUCAGUGGGAAAGUUAGGCGAGCCAGUAUCUGCAAAGGUCUUGAAUUCUUUCCUCCGCAAGAUUAAGGAUACUCUUGACCAGGCAAUCGAGCUUGAAAAUGGACAUUUGACUCAUUUUGAGGUUUUCACUGCGACAGCACUCGCCUUAUUUGCUCAAGAGAAUGUUGACAUUGCAGUCAUUGAGGCUGGUCUAGGUGGUGCACGGGAUGCCACAAAUAUUAUCAGUGCUCCAGAACUUGCAUCAUCGAUAAUAACAACAAUAGGUGAGGAACAUUUGGAAGCACUAGGGGGUUCAUUGGAAAGCAUUACAAUGGCGAAGUCUGGAAUCAUUAAACAUGGUCGCCCAGUGGUUCUGGGUGGACCAUUUCUUCCCCAUAUUGAGUGUAUUUUGCGGGAGAAAGCUUCAUCAAUGGGCUCACCAGUGCUAUCGGCAUCUGAUACGGGAAUUAAAAUGGAUGUUAAAGGCAUUGACACUUUUGACGGCAAACCCUGCCAAUCUUUUGACAUAAAGAUACAGGUUGAGAGGGAUGUUAAUUUGCACGUGGAGCUAGAUGAUGUGAAACUCAGCAUGCUUGGAAGUCACCAACUUCGAAAUGCAGCAACUGCAACACUGGCAGCACUGUGUCUUCGUGAUCAGGGAUGGAAAAUGUCUGAUGGGUCUAUAAGGGCUGGCUUAGAAAACACGAGCUUGCCUGGAAGAAGCCAAUUCCUAUCAUCCAAGGAUGCGGAGGACUUAGGACUCCCUGGAGCAACAAUAUUACUUGAUGGAGCUCACACUAGAGAAUCCGCCAAAGCUUUAGUAGAUACAAUACGGAUGACAUUUCCAGAGGCACGAUUGGCCCUUGUGGUUGCGAUGGCAAGUGACAAGGACCAUUUAGGCUUUGCCAGAGAAUUUCUUUCAGGUAGAGAAUUAGAGGCUGUCUUUUUAACAGAGGCUAAGGUUGCUGGAGGAACAUCUAGAACAACUUCAGCUUCAUUCUUAAGAGAUUGCUGGAUUCAAGCGUCUAAAGAAUUGGGAAUCAGUGUUCUUCUUCACGAUGGAAUGAUGGAAUACGAAGAAGAGCAACUGCACUCCAUUGCUAAGGAUUCUGAUCGAAGAACAGUGUUGGCCACUGAAAAAUCAUUAGAAGUUUGUAUGAGGACUGCAAACCAGAUUCUCAGAAGAAGAUCAGGCAACCAAUCCAGCAUUAUUGUUGUCACAGGAUCUCUGCAUAUUGUUUCGUCUGUAUUAGCUUCUCUUCAUGGAUGAAUUGACUUGUAAUUCUUCCUGUGUUGUUUUUGACAUUUUAUACAGAAGCAUCAACUGUAGCCUGCAGUUGUUUUAUUCACAUGCAUACCAUGUUUGAUGGGUUAAUACAAUUUUUGGUCAUCAAAAGAUGGUCAGUGUUUUAA